CCGGCCGGUCCUCGCCCCUCCCCCUAGGGCUGCGCUGAGGCUGUUACGCAUUAAGCCGGCGCCGCGGGGAGAGGAAUCUCACCGCGCCUGCGCGAAAGGGCACGCAUGCGCAAAAGAACGAGCCCGCUGACAGAUUUGCGGCGGCAGCGGCGGCGACGGCCCUGGCCCUGGACUGCGGGGAAUGGGAGUCCUAGGUCUCUGAGCGCCGCCCCCGCCUCCCUGCCCCCGACAUGGCUCAGGAGAAGAUGGAGCUAGACCUGGAGCUGCCUCCGGGUACUGGCGGGAGCCCGGCGGAGGGCGGCGGCACUAGCGCCGGCGGGGGCCUCAGGAGGUCUAACAGCGCCCCCCUGAUCCACGGCCUCAGUGACACUUCGCCGGUGUUCCAGGCCGAGGCGCCGAGCGCCAGGCGGAACAGCACAACGUUCCCGAACCGCCACGGCCUGCUGCUGCCGGCCUCCCCCGUCCGCAUGCACAGCAGCCGCCUGCACCAGAUCAAACAGGAGGAAGGCAUGGACUUGAUCAACCGAGAGACGGUCCACGAGCGCGAGGUGCAGAACGCAAUGCAGAUAAGCCACUCCUGGGAGGAAAGUUUCAGCCUGAGUGACAACGAUGUGGAGAAGUCCGCCUCCCCGAAGCGCAUCGAUUUCAUUCCGGUGUCACCAGCACCGUCACCCACCCGGGGGAUCGGGAAGCAGUGUUUCUCACCAUCCUUGCAAAGUUUUGUGAGUAGCAAUGGAUUGCCUCCAAGUCCUAUUCCCAGCCCAACGACUCGAUUUACCACCCGGAGAAGCCAGAGUCCCAUCAACUGCAUUAGACCAAGCGUUCUUGGACCAUUGAAAAGAAAAUGUGAAAUGGAAACUGAGUAUCAGCCAAAGAGAUUUUUCCAGGGCAUCACCAACAUGCUUUCUUCUGACGUUGCACAGCUGUCAGAUCCCGGUGUGUGUGUAUCUUCCGAUACCCUUGAUGGAAACAGUAGCAGUGCCGGAUCUUCUUGUAACUCACCAGCGAAAGUCAGCACUACCACCGACUCUCCUGUGUCGCCUGCCCAAGCGGCCUCUCCAUUUAUUCCAGUAGAUGAACUUUCAUCUAAGUGAUUCACCCACCCAUCUGAGACUCGGGGUGUGUUUUUUUUGCAAUGGAGAGAAAAAUCAAGUUGGAGCAAGCACUGAACUUUGUCAAUUAAUUUGAGGCUCUUUCCUAUCUGACCCUUUUCCUUUUUUUGGAAUUUCCUGAAAUGUUGUUAUUCUAGAGAACUUUUAUGUCAGGUUCCUGCGGGAUGCCCUUGAAUUCAGUGUAGUAAUAUUUUCAGACGUUUUCCCAAUAAGUGUGUUGAAGCAUACGUCUUUAUGCUGCUAAUAUGUUUAAAUACAUAUGUUAUCCCUUGAUUUUUUAAAAUAAUUGAGAGCUCUAUUUAUUUAUGGGAUUAUUAAGUUCUGAUGCAAAUAUAAAUGUUGAAUUAAUCAGCAUAGUAAACUGAUGUUUUAGAAUUCCAUAUUUCAUGCCCACACUAAUUUUUAAUAUUACUUUUCAGUGAUUGCCGAUUUCUAUUUGAAGAAUAACUUACGUAUUUACAGCAGUUUUUUAAAAAGAAUGUUAGUUAUAACACAUCAACCCAGUGGUUGUCUCUUUUACCCAGGAGUCCUUGCAUAUUUAAUUUUCUGGGUACAUAAGUGGCUGGGAGGGGGAAUGAUGAGCAAAAUAUAAAAGCUUGCAACAAGUCUUUUAAAAUUAUAAAAUAGUAAACAUUUAAGAAAAGCAUUUUCUAAUGAAAUUUUAAUGGAAAUUCUAAUUAGUCAUGCAAAUGUCGCUACAGAAAAGUUAAAAAAAAAAAAUUUUUUUUUUUUUUUUUAGACCAGAAAGUGCAUUCUCUCGGGUAUAAUCCUGAAGUGACACGGGCCAGUGCCUUGCAGUCUCAGCCCACUGUACAUAGGCUGAGACCAGGUUCUUUGUACCACUGCAAACUUAAAAGUUUUUCAAACAUAGAAAACGUGGGAAGCUCUGUUGGACUUCACCAGGGCCCCCAGGCAGAUAAAAGUCUCUCAUUGAUUGACACGCUUUAAAAUAUCCAGUUGUGCCUCAGUGAAAAUCCUUGCCACCAAGGAGCCAGAGCAACUUUUGGCCACCUUUCUGUCCUGCCCAUCUGUCACCUUCCGGGUUUUCCCUGGCUCGGGAGGGAAGCAGCUGUUUCCUUGCCAACAGGUCCUUCCCCCCCACCUCCCAACGAACUAGGGCAUCAUCGGUUAGACAGAGGUACAGUGUAACUUGGAUUUCUGACAGUGAGCAACCACAGAACUGUGGGGUCAUGUCAGGAACCUCUAGUUAAAGCUGUAGCUGGAGUCGACUGCCUUGGGAUUGCCGACUGAUUCAGGGUCAGUGAUGUGCAAGAGAAAAAUCAGUGGAGAGUCACGUAGGUAAAUCAUUGCUUAACUUAGGUUUCGUUUAGGUAGAGUUCUGAAAUGUUCUUUUCCUUGCCUUGUUACAACUAAGACAAAAUACGGAAAUAUUUAAUAACAAACGUUUCUAUAUUAUACUUCCUAUAUCUUCCUUUACUGGAUAGAUAGAAAGAAUGGCAGCAAAAGGGGAAGGGGAAAAAAUAAAAGAGAGACCAAUACAAAAAGCUCCGACUUUCUUUAAGUUAACUGCUUACAGAGACUUUUAACGAUUGUGUGGAAUUUUUACAGCUAUGAGAAUAAAUGGAACUGGUCAACUUUUGAAAGUUGCCUUAAGAAUUCAGUGAAAUUAUGUCAAGGGUAAGAUUGUUUAUAUAGGCUUAAAAUUCUCUGUUCUGGGUAAUAGUUCACAUGCUUCAGUCUUGAUCUUGUUCCUCAAAUUCAAACCUAUAUAUCCAACUUCCUGUUGGGUACCUUAACCUGCUUCCAGAGGUACUUUAACCUCAGCAUCUCCAAAACAGAAUUUAUCAUCUUCUCAUUGAACCUGUUCUUGAAUUACCUAAAUUGAUGUCCUCACUCUCUGAUUUUCUAAACUAGAAACCAUGAGAAGCAUUUUUGACUUUCCCUUUUUCCUGUCACAUCCAGCUUAAUCACUUAAGUUCUGUCUACUGAAAUGCAUCUCCAGCCUCUCCUCUUCUCUAUUUCUUUUGCCUCUGAUUGAGUUUAUGUUCCAGCCUAAGGUGGUCUCCUCACCCAUUUUCUCACCCUCCUUUUGACCCAGUCUCCACACGGCCUCCGAAGUGAUCUUUGUCAAGUAGAAAACUUGCUUUGUUUUCACCUUCCUGCUUGAAAACUUCCUUUGCUUCCCCAUUUCCCACAGUUUAGGGAAUGCUUUCUCUAGCCUGGCAUGUAAUAAGGUCCUUCAUGAACUGGCCAUCCUGGAAAACCACUGUACAACUCUGCUUAUCCUAUCCCAAUACACAUCCUUCUCACUCUGCAAACACUAGACUACUUGAUGGCCCUUAAAUAUGCCAUGUACUUUCAUGUGUUCGUGCCUUUGGAUGGAUUGUUCCUUCUCUUUAAAAUGCCAUUCCUAUCCUUUUCAGCCAGGCAAAUGCUUUGGUUCUUUUUAUUGCCUGUUAAUUUUAACUAUGAAAGAAUGUAUACCUGCUGAUUAUAAAAAUAUUUAAACAAUGCAGUUAUCUGUGGAGUAAAAAAAUGAAAGUCUGCCGUUUACUAUGUAAAAUUCAUCUUCCCUUCCCCUAGGUAAUUUCUGUUAAUUCAGUAUAUAUUGUAUAAGGUGUUUUACUCCUCAUUUCCACGUAUAUCUGUAUAUAAAUUCAGGAAACCAACAUGUCAUUGACAUCUCUUUUCCUUUCUUUCCUCCUGUCUUCACCAAGUCUUAACUGAUUUUCUCUUCCAGAAUCUGUCACCUUGUCUUUUUCUAAACUGCCACCCUGACCUAGGCUUCCAUCAUUUUCCUCUUAGACUUCCAAAGUAGCCUCCUAAUUCCCACUUGUCCCUGCACCACUCACUCUGGUUGGCUAUCCAUUCGUUCUCCAUACAGCAAGCAACUACAGUAAUCCUUUUAAAAUUGCACAUGUGAUCCUUCCAUCCCCUAGCUUAAAGCUUUUCAUUUGCUUCCUGGUGUACCAAAUUGUAUUGAUUCUGGCCCAGGAGGCCCUAAGGGAUCUGACCCUUGGUGCUCUGUCCCCUUGUUUUCUGUACCCCAUUCUCACUGGCCUGCUUUCUUGUUAAAGACAGCAUCUUCUCUGCUAUUUUAUGGUCCUUUUGCCAGAUCGUUUUUUCUGAAAGUAUAGGGAAACCUUUAUUUCUCUAAGCUUAUUUUUCUAUAUGGUUGGUAAAUUUUAAAUCAGAUGUAGCUGUAAGAGUUUAUAGAGACCAUUUACAUUAUCACAUUCUUGUUCGUAACGUUAGUCAUCACUUUGUAAAAUGUGAGGACUUAGCUCAUGUAAGAAUUAUCCUUCAAAGAAACAUGUUUAAGGUAUUAGUAUUGCUGUGCUAUAAACUUUGUGCUCCAAGUCCCAAAGCACCUAUCAACAUUUAGUUAAAGUUCAGUCUUAUGUAAGAAACGUCUAUGGUAUAGUUCCCUUUAUUAUAUUUGUGAAAAACAAUGAAAAUGGAAAAAAUAAUGAACGGUCACCAAAUACGUAGAUGUUGGGUGUCCCAACCUAUAAACAUACUUAAAAGAUUGCUUAUAAUCAAGAAUAAUCUGUAUCACGUUGUGUCCCAGUGAUUCACGUUUAUUACGUUAGGUCAACAGGUCACACUCCUACAGCAAGAGACCACUCUUAGAUAUUUGGCAGUAAGGUGGGGGAAAGUGUCAAGGCUUAUAAGGGAAACAGAAUUAGGGAUUUUUUUUUUUUUUUUUUUUUUUUGUAUAGCCAUGUUUAUAGAGGAGUAGGAAACGUUUGAAGAUCCAAGAGAGAGGUGGGAGACGGGAAUAGUUGCCAGAACAACAAACCAAGGAAGAUGUAACUUCUAUUUCCUGAGUAGCCUCAGCAAAUAGAAGAAGGGGUUGGCCUGAGAAAGGAGGUCUGAAGGCAGAAAGAAGAGCAGAAAGGCUAGGCAAAGAUACCAGUACCUGCCGAAUUGAUUUGCUCUUGCAGAAGUUUAUGGGUGGGGAAGAAGGUAUCUGAAAAGUAGAAAGAACUUGUAUCUGAUUGCUUCUUUUUUUCCAAUUAUCAGGUAGUCUAGGAUAUUCAGGGGCGGGCGGGAGUAGAUUCAGAAGCUUGAGCAAAGGAAAGAUUUAAUGUUGCCUCUGUGAAAUUCCAUAAAGCAGUGACUUAAGGUCAAGAGGAAGGUUUAUGAGGCCACAUUGGAUGGCUGGUUGCAGUUGGAUGGCAGGUGCAAAAGAAAUGGGUUGGAUUGACCUAGGUUUGGGCAUUGGUUAAGUAGAUCUGGGUUGAGUCCAGUGUUUGAAGCAAUUAAAGCUUCUGCUAAAAGUGUAGCUGAAUUGCUGGCUGGGGCCUUGAGGAUGGUAAGAGAAGUCAGCAGUGGGUGAUGGAUGAGGCCCCUCUCUUCACGGCCUUGCUUACGAUCAGCCAUGGCAGUGCACACAGAGAAUCGGACCUCACUGCAUAACUCUCGCUUCAGCUUUGCCCGUAUUUUUCACGGCUCGUUUUGUUUUGUUAGAGAAUCGAUCCUAAAU
Messenger RNA from Panthera uncia (snow leopard), 5562 nucleotides. It is a transcript of the gene PABIR1, whose product is annotated as PP2A Aalpha (PPP2R1A) and B55A (PPP2R2A) interacting phosphatase regulator 1. The transcript has a single exon. The coding region runs from base 231 to 1094 and encodes 287 amino acids. Gene Ontology annotation, biological process: mitotic G2/M transition checkpoint. Gene Ontology annotation, cellular component: nucleus; cytoplasm. Gene Ontology annotation, molecular function: protein serine/threonine phosphatase inhibitor activity. Lineage: Eukaryota; Metazoa; Chordata; Mammalia; Carnivora; Felidae. The record is from RefSeq and is a predicted model, not a curated record.